AUGGCCCAGAAGUUGGAAGCAAAAGGCGGAAAAGGAGGCAAUCACUGGGAUGAUUUAGCUGAUCAUGACAAUGUAACAAAGAUUAAUGUACGAGGUGGUUCUGGAGGCAUUCAGUAUGUCCAAUUUGAUUACGUUAAGGGUGGUAAAUCCCAAACUGGAUCAAUGAAUGGUGUCUCGGGUAGAGGAUUCACGCAAUCGAUUGAGAUUGAUCCAAACAAUGAAUAUCUUGUAUCCGUUGAGGGUUACUAUGAUGUCACCACUGGUGUGAUUCAAGCGCUUAAAUUCAAAACCAACAAGAAGACUUCUGAGCUGAUGGGCGAUGACAACGGUAUUAUGUUUUCACUUGAAGUCAAAGGCAAAAAAAUAAUUGGCUUCCAUGGAUAUGCUGGGACUAACCUAAAUUCCCUUGGAGCUUAUUUCGCAAUGGCUCCUCCAACUAAACUGGACUAUCAAGGUGGCUCUGGAGGCAGCCCUUGGGAUGACGGUCCUAAUUACAAAGGUGUGAGAAAGGUUUCUGUUUCAUUAAAUGAGAAUGAGAUAAGGCAAAUCAGGAUUGAUUAUGAGAAAGGUGGUUCAGUGGAAAGCCUCGCGCAUGGGGAAGAUGUGGGAAAACACGAGGAGUUUGUGGUCUAUUUUCCAAAUGAAUACAUCAUGGCUGUGGAGGGUACCUGCGACUAUGUAAGCGACCCUACUCAAAACCGUGUCAGAUCACUGGUUAUCAAAACAUCAAAAAACAGAACUUCUCCCACUUUUGGAAACAUUGCUGCUCUCAAAUUUGUGCUUCAAAACAAUGGUGGUCCUCUUAUCGGGUUCCAUGGACGAGCUUAUGGUGCUUUAGAUGCCAUUGGAGCAUAUUUUUCUCCUCCAGGACCUGUCACUGAAAAACUACAAGCAAAAGGUGGCGCAGGAGGAGAUCCAUGGGACGAUGGUUUUUUCAACGGUGUGAGGGAGGUAUAUGUAGGACAAGGCGGAAACGGUGUCGUAGCCGUCAAAUUUGUUUACGCAAAGGACUCUCAUGUGUCUGAAGGGGAUGAGCAUGGAAUACCGUCACUGCUUACAUACGAGAAGUUCAAGCUAGACUAUCCGAGUGAAUACAUCACAUCAGUGGAAGGUUGUUUUGACAAAAUACUUGGAAGUGAAAACGGAGUUAUAACCAUGCUUAAGUUCAAAACCAACAAACAAACCUCUCCACCGUAUGGAAUGGAAACGGCGUCCAGCUUCGUUCUUGGGAAGGAUGGUUACAAGAUUGUAGGGUUCCAUGGAAAAAGUAGUAACGAGCUUCACCAGCUUGGGGUCCAUGUCGUGCCAAUCACCCA
Molecule: messenger RNA, 1316 nt
Organism: Eruca vesicaria subsp. sativa (arugula)
Lineage: Eukaryota; Viridiplantae; Streptophyta; Magnoliopsida; Brassicales; Brassicaceae
Source: the annotation of a GenBank genome assembly